This is a messenger RNA of Rhinocladiella mackenziei CBS 650.93, 1113 nucleotides long. RefSeq lists its product as uncharacterized. The record is from RefSeq and is a predicted model, not a curated record. The coding region runs from base 1 to 1113 and encodes 370 amino acids. NCBI's taxonomy places the organism in Eukaryota, Fungi, Ascomycota, Eurotiomycetes, Chaetothyriales, Herpotrichiellaceae. The transcript has 3 exons.
AUGGCAAUCAGGAACGACGUUCGCCAUGUCAGCGAUGUGAUGGCAGAAGCUUUAAGCCACUUGAAUCGGGUGGUGGAGCAUCUUCGAGGGGAGGGUGAAAAUGAAGCAGCGAAUGGUAUCGCACGCGGCGUCCACUCCAUGCUUGACACGUUCAACCACACUACAGCGCCUUGGGAGAUGGAAAAGUUUCAGAUGAAGCCCGUGCCUGCAGAAAGAACUCAACAGAUCACACACGCGCGGAUCACCACCCCUGCGGAUGCCAGACCCCAUACUUCCACCUGGGCAGCCGUGGCCGCGACGGACAUCCCAAGGAACAAUCGCUUGGUCAAAUUCGGGCCAUCUGAUGGGUUGAAACGCCAGAUAACCGAGGACGAGGUGCCGGUCCAAGCUCGGGAUGAGGACUUUCGCUGUGUCUGGAUCUAUGGAUGGUCCAAAGAUAAGCCGUUGAGCAUGGUGACCGAACGAAUCAGCUCGGGAGCCAUCUUUUCCAUGGUCUACGUCAGCGAAUAUGAAGCAGUCUGCGUCAUCUUUCAGCAUGCCAGCGCAGCCAUGGUCCUUGUGGAUGACAAUUCGCGAUCUCUUCGCGACGGCGGGCUGGGUUUAUUCGGACAAGGCAAUCAGGUCAAGUUUGGCGAAGCAUAUCCAGAGAAUGCCAACCUCCAGCGCAUGGCGCCUCCCAUAAACGAGCGACGUCGUCUUACCUUCGCUCGUCAACAGCUCUUCACCAAUGGCAUGAGUGAAGAGCGUUUUAAGAGAGAUCUUAUCGAACUGGUCGGUCGUCACAACAUCGAGUUGGUGUGGUUGUUCAACACGGGAAAUGCCACCGUAGUCUUUUCUUCAACGGUUAUCGCUCGCAUAGUCCGCGACGACUUCCUUCGACGGUCCAGGAACGGAGGCCCUUACCAGGAUAUUCAAAUUGGGUUCUCCCACGACCCAUGCGAACGUCCGAUGAAUCUGAUCACACAGAUCCCUUACACAGGCUCCGGUCCUCGUGAUCGCAGUGACAGUGGAAAAUCAGCAUCAAGCGGCCGAUCCUACAAUCCCAAUGCUCCUAAGUUUGGGAGAAAAGGCACCGACUCUGACGGUUGGCAGACAGUUCUGAGAAAGCGCUGA